Molecule: messenger RNA, 5307 nt
Organism: Iphiclides podalirius (scarce swallowtail)
Lineage: Eukaryota; Metazoa; Arthropoda; Insecta; Lepidoptera; Papilionidae
Source: the annotation of a GenBank genome assembly
AUGGCGGACACCGAUACGGAGACGCUGCCGAACGGCACCGGCCACCUGCUGACCGCAGCCAGCAACGAGGAUGAGGAGGAGAGGAUGAAGCAGAGGCCCGCAGACAUCGAUGCGGACGUGCGCGAGAUGGAGCGCCGCAAGCGGGUGGAGGCGCUCAUGUCCUCGAAGCUGUUCCGCGAGGAGCUGGAGCGCGUGCUCGACCAGCAGAUGCACGAGGGCAGCGAUGCGCCGCUGCUGCAGCGCAUCAGGGAGAUGGUCGGCGGCCGGCUGCACACCGGCAGCCUCAGGGGCCCUAGCUGCGUGCUGCCCAUCAACGACAUACGCGGCAUCGAGGGCGUCGGCUACGAGAAGGGCGAGAAGAUCCUGCGCUGCAAGCUGGCUGCGGUCUACCGGCUGGUCGACCUCUUCGGAUGGACCCAGACCGGCGUGAGCGGCCAGAUCACCGCGCGGCUGAACACCGCCGUGGAGCAGGUGCUGACCACGCCGCGCGGGCUGCUGCCCCACGAGGUGACCGCCUCGUCGCUGGUCAAGGUGGACAUGCAGGGCGUCGUGCAGGACCAGGGCACGACCAACUUCCCGGUGAACGCGGAAGGUUUCUCGCUGCACGCGUCCGUGCACGCCGCCCGGCCGGACGUGCGCUGCGUGCUGCACGUGCGCUCGGCCGCCGCUCUCGCCGUGUCCGCCACCCGGCGCGGGCUGUUGCCGCUCUGCGCCGAGGCGGCGCUGCUCGGCCCGCUCGCGCAGCACCGCACGCCGCACGGCAACCUGGACAACGAGGAGCGCGACAAGCUGGUGCGCGCGCUGGGCCCCAGCGCGAAGGCGAAGAACCUGAACGCCGCCUGCGAGGUGCAGCUGCGCCUCGGCGCGCAGCCGCCGGAGGAGCUGCACCUGCUGGACGAGGAGACCAGGCGCCAGAUCUACGAGUCGUCGCGCAAGCCGCCGGCGGACGCGGGCAAGUGGCGAGUGGGCGGCGAGGAGUUCGAGGCGCUGAUGCGGAUGCUGGACAACGCCGGGUUCCGCACCGGCUACAUCUACCGGCACCCGCUCGUCAAGAACGACGUGCCUAAGCCGAAGAACGACGUGGAAGUGCCGCCAGCGGUGUCCUCGCUCGGUUAUCUUCUAGAAGAGGAGGAGCUCUACAGGCAGGGGCUUUGGAAGAAGGGCCAGGGGAAGACGGGCGAGCGCACGCGCUGGCUGAACUCGCCCAACGUCUACCAGAAGGUGGAGGUGCUGGAGACCGGCACCAGCGACCCGAAGAAGAUCACCAAGUGGGUGGACGCUAACAACGAAGAGUGGGUGCAGGACGGCUCGCCCGCGCACUCGAGCACCCCCGUGAAGAUAGACACGCUGCAGUUCGUGCCGAAGAACACCAACCCGAAGGAGUUCAAGCAGCUGCAGCAGCAGAUUAAGGAGAACCGUCGCGCGGACAAGAUCAGCGCUGGGCCGCAGUCCCACAUCCUGGAGGGCGUGACCUGGGACGAGGCGGCGCGUCUGGUCGGCGAGGACGCAGCCAACACGCACACCGGCGACCACGUGGUGCUGAUGGGCGCCGCCUCGAAGGGCAUCAUCCAGCGCGGCUACCAGCACAACGCUACAAUGUACAGCGCGCCGUACGCGCGCAACCCCUUCGACCACGUCACCGACCGCGAGAUCGACGAGUACAAGCGCACCGUCGAGCGGAAGCAGCGCGGCAACGAGUACGACACAGAUCUAUCCGAGUCGGAAGCGGUCAGCGGCGCCCAGAUCACCUCGCCGGCCAGCGCCCCCUCCGAGACCGAGGAGGAGUCGCGUGACGAGCACCGCGUGCUACGGAUAGAGACGAAGCAGGUGCCCGUGCGCAGCCAACCCGAGCUGGUGCUGAGCGACGUUGACACCACCGACUUCCUGAAGGCGGAGCGGGAUCACGCCGAUAUGACCAGAGAGCCCGAGCGAGAUCCGAACCUGCUGUCCGACGACGAGGUGUUCCUGGACUCGACCGCGUCGACGGGCACUUCGAGCGUGAUCGUGCCCGCAACGUCCACUGUGGUGGUGCGGCAGUAUACCGCCGCGGCGGCAGUGCAAGGCGCGGUUGGCCGAGGUCAGAAAGGGUUGGCCGGGGAUGGGGGUAAACUAACAACCGAGCGCGUCACCCUCGAGGAAGCACUCGCAUCUAACUCACGCUCGAAGCAUGGCUAUUCGCGCAAUCCUAACAUUGACGAUUUCAUAUUGAAAUUCGACUCUAGCGACAUCGAAAAACACCCGAAGUGCAAAACGAGUCUCAAUCUUAAAUUGAACUCUGCCAAUUGUACGGACGUGUACAAAAGCUGCGAACUCGUCAGCGGCACCAGUCUGAGUUCGAUACCGUCGAUAGACUCGGACCUUAGGGUUCGCGGUGGUCAUUCGUACUGCACUCACUCCCUCCCGCGACAGAGGGUUCGGGGCUCGGCUAGCAAAAUUUAUAGGACCCGUUCGUAUAGCGGCUUCGUUAAUUCCUACAUCAGAGAUCCCGUACCCAACCACUUCCACUUACCUGAACACCGUACUAGAUGUUCGUCAGAGCAUUCGGACGGAUAUAUCGCAACGGACUCCGACCUUUCGAAGUACAAAUCGCGCAGCUCGCUCUACUACUCCCUCGACAACAUCGAUAGGAAAUUUCCAGACGAACACUAUUCGGAAUUCAAAGUGAACGUAGUCAGAGUGUUAGAGAAAUCAGUGCCGGUGUACCAAGUCGACCUAAAACCGGCGGCCGAAUUCGUGGAGAGUCAAGAGUUCACCGAGGACAAUUAUUUGGACGACAUGAACGAUAGCUUGUCAACAGAGAACCAAACUGUCGUUGAAAAUCGCGACGGUGACGCAUUUGUGAAGAGGGGGACUUCAAAAGAAGGGAAAGCUGCAAAUAUAGAAAUCAAAGAUGACAGAGGAGAAAAGGUCAAUAAUGAUAUAUCUGAACGAGAUGUAGAUAAUGCGAAUCCGAGUGAGAUUUCGACAGUGGAGGGAGAAUACCAUAGUUUCCAAGACGAUACCGAUUACGAAGAAGCCGUUUACGACAGCCCCGUGAAGAAACUAAUGGAAAAAGACAUUAGGGAUUACUCUGUUCCGAUCGACUUUUUCUGCUCCGACUACGGAAGGAGUAAUGCCGCGCCACCAAAGUCGCCUAGGCAUGACAUGGGCAAAAUUGUCCUCGAACCGAUAUUGGAGGAGUCGAAGAGCUCUAAUAGCGAUGACUCAAACGUAAGUAACAUCAGAUCUGAAAAUAAAGCAUCGAUAGAUACACCAUCUGACGUCGGGAAGGUUUGUGCUGAAAACAAUAGUAAUAAUGAAUUGGAAUCCGAUAAAGAAAAUAUGAAAAUAAAUCCAAGUGGAAAAUUAACAUCCGAUUCUGUAGAAAAAACCUCUGAAGUUAUCUUAAACGAGCACACGUUCCGCGUUCCUUAUAAACGAGAUAAAACGAAAAUAGAUGAUAAAGCAAUAUCGGCUGGCGACAGAGUGCGAUCGAGUUGCAACAGUCUCACUAAUUCGGACGCUGGUCACAGCUUCGAUUCCACAGCGGAAUUCGAGAAAUUUGAAGUUGUGACCGAAGUGCUCGGCAUUAUAAUCAACCGGAUCAACUUUGAAAUCUCAAUAACCACACCAACGCCUCCGAACAUCUCUGAGAAUAAUAAUUUUGAGGAAACCGAUCGAGCUUCAGUCGAUGGAGACACUUUUUCUAUAGUGCAGAUAGUAGAAAGUAUGGAAAGACACGUGAGCCUUGACUCAACUGAUUUGACGGACGCUAGUGAUGCAAAUUGCGAACAAACGCAUGGAAUAGUCGAGGCUAUUGUUUAUUACGUUUUCGAUGCAGCAUUCUACUUCGCAACUCACAGACACAAGAGGAAAGAUAAGCCCGCUAAGCAAGUUGUUACCGUUGCCGACAGCGAAGAUAUACUAUUCACGACCGCGCCCCAAUUUUUAAGAAUCGACACGGAUGCUGCUGAAAACGUAGCCCCGAUUAUAUCUGAAAUAGUUGAGGUUAGCUCGAGGUUAGAUAAAUCAUUCAAUUUUGAGGGCAAUGAAUUUUUAAAAGAAGAUGAGGAUAAAGCUAUUGAGAAUAUUUCUAAUAUUAAAAUGGAUAUGGACGAGAAGGCAACCGAUGACAAUCUCAAAGAUCUACUAACCUCUGCCCCGGAUAAGAUUUUGCAUGGAUAUGGAUUGGAAAUUAGAGUUGACAAUUUUGAUGUCAACGAUAGCGAAUGGUCUAUUCAGUGUCAAUGCAGUGAUACCUUAGAAGGAUCUGAGGAAGUUGCAUCAAUACGCUACGCUCUAGAAAAUUCAGAAGCCAGCUCGGUAGCGACACUACAAGGAUCAGUAGAAGAGACUACAGAUCCUGGGCUGAACGAAACUUUUACUCUGACGACAGGUGAGUUAGGGAAUCUGAACACGGCGUUUGUCGAAGAUACGAAUGAUACAUACAGCCGCUCGUCUUCUCCAAGACGGUGGAAUUCCAUAAUGGAUCGUUGCACCGAGUCGCCGAUCUUGAACACGGACGCCUCAUUCGCCGGCAGCGAGUUGAGCGUGCCGUACGAAAAGGACGACACCAUAUUGGGCUCUCCCUUCAUCAGGCGCGCGCCAGUCAUCGCCAUGUCGCAGACCGAGAACAGCCGCGGCGUCAAGUACUGGCUGUCGUUCGACGAUAGCAUCACAGAGUCGAGUGAUAGACCUGGCCGCAGGAGUGUCAAAAUCACACAGGAGGACAAAAAAAUGCCCAGUUUCUUAUCCAUAGAUUGUGGUAGAGGUCGCAGACGGACAGCUGACUGGAAUACUAGAAAGUUGGCCGGAAAUUACGAUGCUGGAGAGGGAAACAUAGACUGGACUUCGGGAGAAGUAAGGGAUUGCGGUGAUGAAGAGGUAUCGAGAGAUAUACCCGUUGGAGACGUAUCUCAAGACUGGAACGCGGGAGAGCCGACUAGAAAUUGGGAUUUCGGAGAGCUGAGAGAUUGGACAACAGAAGGGGCUACUGGAAACUGGCACAUAGCAGAGUUCUCAGCGAAUCGGAACUGCGUGUUACUCAAGGACGAUCGGAUACACGGCAGCGUAAAUUCGACGAGUUACAACACCGCGUCGCCCUCUAACGCCGAUUACACAACUUGCGAGUCUUCUACCAUCGGAGCGAACGACACUAAGGUUUCGGAGAGACUUAUAUACGAUUCGAGGGCCGACGCCAAACGGUCUGGUCGCAGGCUGUACUCCAGUUGGCCGCCGUACGAAGAAACCCUUCUAUAUAGGAUAAUAUCCCAGUUCAGGAUGUCCGAGAGCUUCGAUCCUAGCUCGUUGCAGCUCGACAGCAGCUUA